This is a messenger RNA of Spodoptera frugiperda (fall armyworm), 1274 nucleotides long. RefSeq names its product helix-loop-helix protein 1 (gene HLH4C). Gene Ontology annotation, biological process: regulation of transcription by RNA polymerase II. NCBI's taxonomy places the organism in Eukaryota, Metazoa, Arthropoda, Insecta, Lepidoptera, Noctuidae. The record is from RefSeq and is a predicted model, not a curated record. Bases 319 to 735 code for a protein of 138 amino acids. Gene Ontology annotation, molecular function: RNA polymerase II cis-regulatory region sequence-specific DNA binding; DNA-binding transcription factor activity, RNA polymerase II-specific; protein dimerization activity. The transcript is spliced from 3 exons.
GUAACACUACUUAAUCCAAAAAAUAUGAUUUGUAUUCCAGUCUAAAUAUUACAUUGGUUACCGCCCUCAACGAGAGGGUUGGUCCAGCCCCUCUUUGAGAGGAUAAAAGGAGAGGGAUGCUGUCCUCUCGACUAGUGUGAAUCUGAGAGAGAUACCGUGAAGUGACCCUCAUAAACGUUUUAUAGAUUUCUUAAUUUUUUUAAAUCUAUUUUUAGUGUUUUUGAGAUACAAAAUUCGGAUUGAUGAUUUAAGUCGUUCUGCAAAAUAUAUCAACAAUGUGUUAAAGGAUUAUUAUAUCCAGUAAAGAAAACUAUAACCAUGAAGAGUUGGUUGGAAGCCAGUGGCAUGGAGGACGGGUCCUUGUCUUGCUUGCUCUCAGAACCGCGGGAAGCACUGCUCCCCAUCACAGGAAGAGAAAACUUGGCUCCGAGAAAGAGGGACAGAACAUUGGAGCCGUGCGCACUCUCGGAGGAAGCUUACCUAUCAAGCAGUGCAGGGUCCCCUUGUGCUGGUCUUUCAAGAGAAGAACGCCGCAGACGACGCCGGGCUACCUUAAAGUACAGAACUGCCCACGCCACAAGAGAAAGAAUCCGCGUUGAAGCAUUCAAUGCAGCAUUUGGCGCCCUAAGAAGACUACUACCCACCUUACCACCAGACAAAAAGCUAUCAAAAAUCGAAAUUCUCCGACUCGCUAUAUGUUAUAUCGCUUAUCUCAAUCACGUGUUGGAUGCGUAACUCAUAAAACUGAUAGGGAAACCUAAUCAGGUAAUUUGUUAGAUAUCGUUAAUUUAUUUAGUCCUGGGUGCCAUUGUGGCCGGACACAAGGCUAUGUCUGAACUAGUAACAUUACUGGUGAAGAGUGGUUGCAUCAUUUAAAUGUGUAAACCUGCUUCUGAAAAGAAUAAACGGCGUGAUGAUGACUUCAUUUACUGCUUUAUUUUAGUAAAUGUGUACUAAGUAGGGCUCCCUAAUAAAGCAAUGUAAAGCUUACUUCUCCAUCUAUGACUCAUUGUAUGUUAUAUCGUUAAACACAUUCUAGUCAUUAUUUUCUAUUCACAGUGUUUGUGUAAAUAUCAGGUAGUAAAAUAAAAAAUCGUAAUUAAGAAAUGUUAAUACUAUUUAUUUACAACUUAACUUUCUAGUCAUAAGUUAAAAUUACAAUCAUCCAUGUCAUUGAUAACUGAGAUACACAUUCUAUCAGUUAUUAUAUAUGUACAUCUGAGGUAUUGUCUUGUAUGGUACUAUUUUAUUAUUAAAUUACAUUGGCAUUACAA